Molecule: messenger RNA, 1221 nt
Organism: Guyanagaster necrorhizus
Lineage: Eukaryota; Fungi; Basidiomycota; Agaricomycetes; Agaricales; Physalacriaceae
Exons: 3
Coding region: 1-1221 (406 amino acids)
Source: RefSeq, a predicted model, not a curated record
AUGCCCCCCCAACGCAACGACGAGAUGCGCGUCUUUUCAACCGACAAGGACGUGACCAACGCCUCGAACCUUCUCAGCUCUCUCAAAGAGAAUCUUCCUUUCCUCGACCACGGCCUCGGAAACAUCAUCGUCACCCAGGUCGAGUACUGCAAAUGUCGCUUCGGUGCAGGUAGUCGCUGGGAGCAUGAGUUCCUGAUCGUGACACUGGAGGAAUCCGUGCGAGCUAGGCGGACGGCGUUGCUCAUGGUGGACCGGUUGAAUGAUGAUACGAAGGAGUACAAGGGGCCGGGUGAACUGCUGGCAGAUUUAGUCAGGCACCAGAGCCAGGAAAUGGUUGACGUAGAGGCGGACGUAGAGGCGAACGUAGAGGUGACCGCCGACUCGACCGACUCGAAUUCAUCUGCAUCAUCAUCUAUAGAAUCCUCGACGACAGCCUCGCCUGCCAGAGCCUUACCCAAUGCGCAACAGUGGGGCACCACGAAUCGUUUCCAUCGCUCCGGUGCCAAAGUCAAGAGAAUCACCAAGGGCGAUCCUCCCAAUGCGCUCGACAGGCUCAUUGUCUUGCCCAACAGAGGUGCCAUCGCAAGAGAGCUGGGAGGCUGCCUGUACGACGUUCUCAUGACGAUGGACCUCACCCAGUCGCAAAUCGAUAGGCCUGUCGCCCUCGAGAAUUUUGGACACCUGCUCCGGACCACUUCGAGAAACACCCCGCAGUACCAUUUCAUAUUUGCUCAGUGUUAUUGGUACGCCUAUACGAUUUGGAAGGUCCUUGAGCUGGAGACACAGCCGCAUAUACACAAGGGGGCGCUGGCUGGUCGCCAAUGCUCGCAUUCCUUGACGGGCUAUGGGCAGAGGUUGAUUCUGGGGAGAGGUAGAUCAGUGAAUGAGGUGAGGACCCCAGAGACGAUAAAGGCAGAGUGGGAUGCUGAGAAGGUUGCGGAGGAAGAGGAGUGGGCCCAAUUGAAACAGCAGCAGAAGAAGCUCGCCAUCAAGCAGAAGCAGCUCGCCAAGAUGAAGCUGAGGCUCGCCGUCAAGCAGAAGAAGCUCGGCAAGAUGAAGCUGAGGCUCGCCGUCAAGCAGAGGCUCGGUAUAAGUACUGCAGGCGAUGGAUCUCGACAAAGACUUCGACGGUUCAAUGAGACACAAGGUACGAACAAGCUUCACAACCUAAGUAAGGCAUAUGCAUACAUUAAGGGUGUCCAGGACACGGCAUUGUCUUGA